Molecule: messenger RNA, 468 nt
Organism: Branchiostoma belcheri (Belcher's lancelet)
Lineage: Eukaryota; Metazoa; Chordata; Leptocardii; Amphioxiformes; Branchiostomatidae
Exons: 3
Coding region: 1-342 (113 amino acids)
Source: RefSeq, a predicted model, not a curated record
AUGUUGCGGGUGUGUGAGAAACUCUGUAAGGCGGACGAGAAGGGCAGGAGGUACGGACUAGCCCGGGCGGAGACAGGCUACCUCCGUGCCCUAUUGGACGCCAUGGCCGACACGGACAGGCUGGCGGAAGUGGAGCUGCUCAAAACUCUGGGCGACGUGAACGUGGAGAAGGGAAGGCUCGGGAAGGACGUGGGGAAAUUCAACACAGCCUUGGCGCUUUAUCAGGCUGCUAAGGUACGGUGUUACCAUGAAGAACAGGCAGAUGAGGUCAACACGUGCGCAAAAACAAGACGUGAGAGGACGGAAGGGCCACUUCUCUCUCUUCUCAGCUUCGCCCUCUAGCGACGGAAUCACGUGUACCAGACAAAUUGGCGACGACAUUUCCUACCGCAGGUACAUCCAGACGGCAGACCGUGACGUGAGUAAUUGGGAUCUGGACGCAGCAGAGCAGAACCUAGCAGCUGCCUU